Myripristis murdjan (pinecone soldierfish) is the source of this 5080-nucleotide messenger RNA. RefSeq names its product tetraspanin 9a (gene tspan9a). The transcript is spliced from 7 exons. NCBI's taxonomy places the organism in Eukaryota, Metazoa, Chordata, Actinopteri, Holocentriformes, Holocentridae. The record is from RefSeq and is a predicted model, not a curated record. Gene Ontology annotation, cellular component: plasma membrane. Bases 1 to 1026 code for a protein of 341 amino acids.
AUGGAGAAGUCCAGCAGUGAGGAGUCAGCCAUUCACCGUAGCCCCUCUGUAGACAGCCGCGACUCCGAUUUCGCACGAGCCUCCACGUCUGGCCGCCCGUUUGGUGGCCGCGGCUUCACUGCCGGCGCGUUCUACGGCUCCACAGGGCCGCGCAAUAACGCACAGCAGGGACAGGCUGGAGCAGCAGCCGACAGCAGCGCCAGAGACAAGACCAGUAAUAAGUACAGCUCACCGAAAGGCAGCAAAUACGUAGUCUUUUACCUGGAUUUAUCCUUUGUGUUCCUUUUAGAAUUCAAGAAGUGCAACAUGGCAAGAGGCUGCCUCUGCUGUUUGAAGUAUAUGAUGUUCCUCUUCAAUCUCAUCUUUUGGUUAUGCGGCUGUGGGCUGCUCGGCGUGGGCAUCUGGCUCUCCGUGUCUCAGGGCAGCUUCGCCACCUUCUCGCCCUCAUUCCCCUCACUCUCCGCUGCCAAUAUGGUCAUCGCCAUUGGCGCCAUUGUCAUGGUAACGGGCUUCCUCGGUUGCCUGGGUGCCAUCAAGGAGAACAAGUGCCUACUUUUGAGCUUCUUCAUUGUCCUGCUGAUAAUUCUCCUGGCAGAGCUGAUAUUGCUCAUCCUGUUCUUUGUGUACUCAGAUAAGGUGAGUGAGAAUGCUAAGCAGGACCUGAAGGAUGGGCUGGCUCUGUACAACUCAGACAACAACGUAGGCUUGCGAAAUGCCUGGAAUAUUAUUCAAGCAGAGUGGAAGUGCUGCGGUGUGACAGCAUACACGGACUGGCAUGAGGCUCUGAAGGAGAAGGUGGUUCCUGACCGCUGCUGCCAGGAGCACUACCAGGACUGCGGGCGCAACGCCACCAACAUGUUCUGGAACAGGGGCUGCUUCGAGAAAGUGGAGGAGUGGCUGGAUGACAAUAAACACCUGCUGGGAACCAUAGGCAUGGUCAUCUUGGUAGUGCAGCUUCUGGGCAUGGCGUUCUCCAUGACGCUGUUCCACCAAAUCCACAGAACGGGGAAGAAGUACGACGCUUAGCCUUAAGGAAGGCCCACUUAGCGAGGAGCCCCACUACCUGAUGGGAUAGACUCUGGAUAAACACCCCCCGCUUCUCCUUCCUUUAUACCCCCAAUAUGAUCCCCUUUGCCCCGUCCCAGACCUUAUGUACAGAUUCCAGCUGUGUCCCCACUCUGUUCUGCUCUCUCCGCUCACCUUUCAUUUUGCCAAAGAGUAACACAACUGGAGGAGAAAGGACAUCUACUUUGGGCGAGGAAGAAAAAUUGCAUUGGUUGUCGCUCUUCUUUAGUACAUUUCUAUUUUUUGCUUGGACUAACAAUGUGCCGGAAGGAAGGAUUCUGAGACAAUGAACGCUUUACUAAUGCCCACAUCGCCACCUCCGAGGCAAAGAGAACAUAUGAAACUGAUAUUUACACUUAGUACCCUCCAGCUCUCGUGGAGUUUCCUUUUUUUUUUUUUUUUUUCCUCAUGUUGAUUAAUGUUAAGUCCCCCUUCUCUUGUAAAUGACAAAAAAAAAAAAGUUCCAACAUGGCAUGCUCGUUUUCUACUCCACGGAUUUACCUUUGUCGUUGAAAUGUCAGGCGACUCCUUCUUUUUUUUUUCCUGUUAAUUUCAUUUCAUUUUUUUUUUUUUUUCUAAGUUUGCCGCUCCUGUGGAAUGUAAGUGUUGAACAGAUCAGUGCAAUGAGCUCUCAGACAUGCGGCGUGUGUGGGAUUAAAUUCGAUAUGGCGUUGCUGCGGAAAGUCAUACAAGUGUCGGGAUAAGUGUUUAAUGUAAUCCAUGAUACAUAUUUUCAGGUAUCAUCAAGUGCAGAGAUUUGACGAAUGUGAGUGUGAAGGUAGACUGCAAUGGAACAUGAGGAAUGAAUGGAUUCGUUUUACUGAUUUUUUUUUUUUUUUUUUUGGAAUUACAGGGCACUCAUCACUCCUUGCGGUGAUCUCAAAUUAAUUUAAUUCAAUUCUAAUGCACACAUAUGCACGUGAACACACACACACACACACACAGAGGCACACAAUCUAGUGUAUUAUCACACUGCAGCAGUCUUGCCCUUCUCUGUGAAACAAUAGAAAUGUUAUAAAAUGGCUUUUUAUUAGAGCCCCACCAGGUCUGUCAAGUGAGGAGAGCUAGGUGAUGUAGUUCCCGCUUUGAGUACUGUCUGAAGUGAGUGUGUGUGUGUGCGUGUGUGUGUGAACAUGUGUAUGUGUGGUUUUAUUGCAUUGUCUGUGUUGCAGAGAAAAACGACACAUGGAAACAUAGAGAACAAAGGGUAAAAGGAGCAAGAGCCGAGCAGACGUGAUGUCUAGACAUUGCCGAUACCAUCAAUUGUGUGAGGGUGAAGCCCAUAUUGCUACAACUUUUCCCUUCUUUAAUCUCCAGGUCUUUAUCCAUCUGCUCUCCCUGGUCUCUCUCUCUCUCUCCCCCUCUCUCUCUCUGGCUGUCAACUCCCUCUGCCUCCAUUGCUCUUUUUCCUCCCCGUUUCUUCCCAUGUGUCAAAAAGCAAUGAGUUUUAUGCAGCAUACACACAGUAACUCUGCUGACAUUCCUGCUCAUCAUGGUUUUUAUGUACCUCCAGUUUGCGACUUCUCCAAUUUCCGUACGCCUCCUUUUCAUGCAGUCAGAGGAGGGGGUGGUGGAGGGUAGGCAGAUCAAAGCUGAGACAGAUAGGUAUGGCAGCAUGCCCUGUAGGAUAAGUCUGUUUAUGUCUGUUUACCACUGAUUCUCUACAGGAGGCCUGAACGUCAGCCUGGUUCCAUAAGAGUGACAAUGCUGUACAUCUGGUCUGGCAACUUUGAUAAAAUGCCUUCUACUUUGUGGCGCAUCGCGCUUUCCAAGAGCAUUUCUGCUCUUGGCUGCCUCUCUGCGUGCGUAUGUGUGUGUGUACAUGUGUGAUAGAGGUGUAGGUAUAAUGGACUAGCUCAGCAUGAGCGUGAGAGGAUAGGUGCCUGGUCAAACUGUCCAGUUGUUUACCGCUAUGUUUGAAAUUGGGUAGAGUAAUCAUUGGGACCAGAAGUGGCUCUGUUCUGACGAUCAUCCGAGGUGAAUGUGUUUGGGGGAUAAAUGAAAGCUCGAAAAAAUGUUGCUUUGGAUGAAGCCUAGGAACUCAGACACUGUGCAUUUGCUGCUACGUGGGCUACCAGAUGACACAGGAAGUCAGAGGAAAUUAACCAAGCAUGACUGAAACUAUCACAACCUCACUCAUCUCACAUUCUCUCACUCUGGCAGCCUGUAAGCCUCAGAGUAUUACCUGAAGUCACUCUUAGCAUUCAGGACAUUUAUUUUAUUUUUUACUAUUUUUAUUUCUUCCUGUCUUCAUUUCCGUCAUGAUGACUUAAUCUCAGAGCUCUCACACACACACACACACACACACACACACAGAUUUUGGGGGGAGAGGAGGGUGGGAGGCUCUGUGCAUCAGAAAGCAACAGAUUUGGACUCCGGUGUGCACUGACCCUGCCGGCUGUGAUUCACUCUGUGCCCUCAUAUGCUCCACCUUUUCUUGUUGUAUCCAAGGGGGGAACAUGACAGCUGCUGAUGUACAGCACAGGCAUGAGUGGUCAGAUCUCCUCUGCUUGGCUGCCUCCACAAACUCUCCACGCAUCCCCCUGUUUACUGCAGCCGUCAGCAGACACUCGGCGCUACAUACCUGGCAGCACUGACACUGUAGAAAUACAGCCAUGCUCUUUGGAGACCUGAAAGCAGCCGGGUGGUGCCGUCUGCGCCCGUGCAUGCCUCUCCUCUGCUGCGGCUGAGAGCAAAGUUAGGAGGAAGAUAGAUUCACCUGAUUUACCCAUUAACGGAAACAUAAAUCAGAUUGCACUGCAACCUUACUGAAGAUGUUACACGAGAAAACCCAAAAGAUUUGAGGUGUAAGCUGAAUAUUUCGUCGUGUUGCGUGGUCUGAUCCCGCCGGUAAUGACGGUGGAGCAGCAGUCGAAUGCUGAGCAGCGCAAUUUCACCGUUUCUCAUAAUUUCAUGAGAGCGCAGAAAAGCACGGUGUCUGUCCUCAAGCCUGAUGUCAUACCAUUGAAACUCAGCCUGGGAAAUCUGCAACAGUCUGAUCGGGGGAAAUUGUGCUGAUAUCAUCCUGACGUUUUUUUUUUUUUUUUUUUUUUCCUCUGUGUUUAAGUCCUACCGUCUGUCAGCUCUCCCGGCCUCACUUAGUCACCGUUGUCCUAUUAAAGAAAAAGUUGUUUAUUCAUGUUUUAGAAUUGCAGGGAUGGAUGCCUAUCAUUUUAACAAAUGCCGAUUAAUGAUGUUAUUUUUGUACAUGGGUUGUCAUUGUUUCAUGUUUGUUUUUAUACGAUAUAUUGUUGUUGUUUUUUUUGUUGUUUCCGUGUGUUUUUACUGGCUUUGUGUUUCGUGACAGGGGCUCAACGUCGUUCAUUGUGAGAACGUGACACCAUUAAGCAUUUGUUUCUUAGGGGAUUAGUCGACAUGACGUUCCUCUGCAAGGUGCAAAAACGCCGUUCUGUCUUAACAUCGCUACAGGCAGUUAAAAUAAUUAAGUCAGAAUUGAGAAGGAGAGGGAAGAAUUUGGCAUAUAGCAUUGGGUGAAGCCCACAAAAGACAUGCUGCACGCUUGUCAUUGUGCUUCUCUAUAUUAAGAUCUGUCCUUUAAUUAAUUUAGGAUGUGCUAGUAUUAGCUGCAGUAUGUCUUUUAAAACUGCCAGUGUGACGCCCAUUAUGUAAAUGCCAACUGCUCAUCAUAGAGAAUGAUGUAUUGGACGACUCUAUACAAGCAAAGCUCAUCUCACUAUAUCACUCCUGUACCGUAGUCCUGGAUGUAAAUAUACUCAUUUACCCAUUUUACAGCUGUUGUAAUUUACUGUUAUACUGUACGACUUACAAUUUGCAUCAAGUUGGCUGCCAUCUUUUAAUUUGGGAUUUCCUAACAACCCAUGCUCUUUUCAAUGUGUCGCCUACGUUUGUGGGAGUCGCACAGCUCCCACCCCGACGUUACCCACAUUUUCAUUCGUUAGAUCAUUUUCCUGUUUGCAUUUGUACUUUUUCAUUUGAAGAGCAGUGUAUAAAAUGUAAAUUGUGUUUUUUGUUCCGUCUGGUUUUAGUAUCUCAU